Brugia pahangi is the source of this 237-nucleotide messenger RNA. The record is from the annotation of a GenBank genome assembly. NCBI's taxonomy places the organism in Eukaryota, Metazoa, Nematoda, Chromadorea, Rhabditida, Onchocercidae.
AUGUCGACGAGAAAAUGGGGGGGCGUGACUCGUCCAUUAUGUAGUGAAAUGUGCUUAAGAAAGCGAAUUCCUCAGAAAUCUGACAUUUUCUAUAUGUACUGCGAUGUGAAGAAUUAUAUGAGUUAUAUGUAUGCUGAAACAGUAUCAGCCGAAGGGGCUUCCAGUGAGUUCAUAAACCAGAGGAGUUGGAACGAUCUCGUACCUGGGAUCUAUCAGUUAGCAGACAGUAAAGAAUAA